AUGGACGACGCGAGACUGUACAGAUAUUACAGGUCCCGGAACAGUAAUCCUUUUCGAUGGCUGAUCUAUCAGAUUCUGAUCAGCGACGCGAAGCUCAGGCAGACGUUUAAUUUGGGUCCGCAUUGCGGCUUCGUUACGUUCAUCACCUGGCUGAUGAUACUGAUCAUCCUUCUCUGCUCGUUGCUGGUGACCAAAACGAUCGUUUCACAAUCAGACGAAAAAGACUUCCUAGAGUUGUACAAGGAAACGAAAAAGAAAAUCCCCCGGAAGAAAAGCGUGACGGACAUCAGACCGGCGUACAAUUGUAUUUAUAAACACCUGCAACAGACCGACGUGUUUCAAGAGAAGACGAGGAAAAUGCUCUGUAAGGAACAUCUAGAGCUAGAAAUACUGAACAGCAAAAUCAAUUGUAUAAACAAGCUGUUAAAGCCAGAGGCGCAGACUGAAUGGCGGCGGAGCAAAUUACCGAAAGUGUAUUAUCGUCCCAUUAACUCCCCCGCGUCGAAGUAA
Osmia bicornis bicornis is the source of this 510-nucleotide messenger RNA. RefSeq lists its product as uncharacterized. The record is from RefSeq and is a predicted model, not a curated record. Bases 1 to 510 code for a protein of 169 amino acids. The transcript is spliced from 7 exons. Lineage: Eukaryota; Metazoa; Arthropoda; Insecta; Hymenoptera; Megachilidae.